GCUGGCUACCCUUGAGAGGGAGUGAAAACUUCCUAAUCUUGACCUAUGAAGAACUUCUGCAAAAUCUUCAGGGAAAUGUGGAGAAGAUUUGUAACUUUUUGGAAACAAAUCUGACAGAGGAGGAAAUAAACUAAGUGACAAAGAAUGCUUCCUUCUCUGUCAUGAAAGACAACAAAAUGUCCAACUAUUCAAUCAUACCUGAUUAUUUGAAGAUUUAUGGCCUAGGAAUUUUAACAAGAAAAGAUAACUUCAGGGCACUGUGCCAAUACCGGAUGCAAUGAGAAGUCAUGCUUUCUAUCUAGUGGAUCCAAUACUGGUUGGGUAAAGAGAAUGAGACUGGGCCAGCCUCGACAAGGACUUGAGAACAGAAGUGCCAACAUUCAAGGUUCAGUUGAUAAUUUGGAAAAGAAAGUUCAGCAAAUUAAAAUGUUAAAAGCCGAAGACAUCUCAACAGAAUACAUAAAGUUUGAGGGAAUCUUCUUUCCCCAGUUUUGUGGAAUAAAGGACCUCAAAUAUUGUCGGGAUGAGUUUGUGGUGAGGGAAAAUGAUAUCAUUACAAUGAGCUACCCCAAGUCAGGAAUCCAUUGGCUUAAUGAGAUCAUCAGCCUGAUCCACUGUAAAGGGGACAAUACCUGGGUUCAAUCCACCCCUAUCUGGAAUCGCUUCCCAUGGCUAGAAGUAAAAAAUAGCUCAGAGUUUCUUUGCAAUAUAGAGCAAACUAGACCACGGUUUUACAGCAGCCACCUACCCAUACACUUCUUCUGCAAAUCCUAUUUCCACAGUAAGGCCAAGACAAUUUACAUCAUGCGGAAUCCUAGAGAUGUGGUUGUUUCUUACUAUUAUUUCACAAGACUGAUGAAAUUUUAUGAUACUCCAGAAAGUUUUUCCCACAUGUUUGAGAUGUUCUCUCAAGGAACUGUGCCUUAUGGAUCCUGGUUUGACCACAUCAGGGGCUGGUUAUCCUUGAGAGGGAAUGAAAACUUCCUAAUCUUGACCUAUGAAGAACUUCUGCAAGAUCUUUGGGGAAAUGUUGAGAAGAUUUGUCACUUCCUGGGAACAAAGCUGAAGGAGGAAGAAAUGAACUUAGUGAUAGAGAAUGCUUCCUUCUCUGUCAUGAAAAACAACAAAAUGUCCAACAUGUUAAUACUGCCUGACUAUUUGAUAGAUCACAGCCAAGGAAGCUUUAUAAGAAAAGGAAUCGCUGGAGACUGGAAAAACCACUUCACAGUGGCUCAAAGUGAAGCCUUUGACAAACUUUACAGGGAGAGGAUGAGAGAGCUGGACUCAAGUCUGUUCACCUGGGAGCACUGCUGAGGGACUGAAGAUUUGAUGUUACCUUUGAUUCUAAAUGUGAUGGGUGGCUGGGCAACUUCUUCUGUGUCUUUAGGUUAACUGGGUCCAAGUAGCCCUUGAUAAAACAUGGUUAGACAAAAUACUGAGGCCAAAAUGGAGGCUUUCCCUUUGUUUGCUUGUCAAUGACUCCCAAGCCUGAGUCAGAGACAAUGACUUUCUUUCCAUUCUGCAGCUCUUCUUUUCCUAAAUCAUAAUACGUAUUAAAGGAAUCAUUACCAAAACCAGGGAAGUUCAAGAUUAAACUAAUCACUUCUGGGAGGUCCACA
Messenger RNA from Dromiciops gliroides (monito del monte), 1619 nucleotides. RefSeq names its product sulfotransferase 2A1-like. The record is from RefSeq and is a predicted model, not a curated record. Gene Ontology annotation, molecular function: sulfotransferase activity. NCBI's taxonomy places the organism in Eukaryota, Metazoa, Chordata, Mammalia, Microbiotheria, Microbiotheriidae. The coding region runs from base 331 to 1314 and encodes 327 amino acids. The transcript has 8 exons. Gene Ontology annotation, cellular component: cytoplasm. Gene Ontology annotation, biological process: sulfation.